UUUAACGAGGCACUUGACCUCCCUCGGCGCUCUCCUACUUCGCGAGUGACGCAAAAAAAGUGGGCUGGCGAAGCGCUAAGUGCAGUAGUUUAGAGGAGUAUCGGUGCGCACCGAAAAAUCACUAGUCAAGCAGACUUCAUUUAGAGCGCCUACCUUGGAUCAGCCGUCUCUCUCUCGGAUGUUACACCAGUGCAAAGACCUCGUUGGCGGAGAUACCGGGAUGUGUACGGAUGUGCGUGAGAGAGACUGACUUUUCCUCAAACUCGUAGCAGCCUCCUCCAUUCAGUGAGUUGAGAGGUUGAUGAAACUUUUCUUGAAUGAGUAUCCCGCCGCUGGCUGGCACAUCUGGACUGAGGGUAGUCGGAGCUGUCAAGUCCAGCGCCAACUUUUAGCCGGACCUGACCUGACCUCCCUCUGCUGCUUCGUCCUCCCUAAACUUUGAGGCGGAAUAUUGGACUUUGAACUCUUUUUUUUUUUUUUUUUUUUUUACUUCUUCUCUUCUUUUUUCUUUUAACUUUUAUUUCUUUUUUUUGUAAUUACAAGGCACAAAAUGGAACACUCGGUACUCAGAAUAACAUGCGUCUUGGUGGUUAUCUGUCUCUUGGAUAAAAGGGUAGACUCCAAUGAAAUCUUGGGACUGAAGCUCCCCAACAUUGACCCAAUCCUGAAUGCCAACACGGUGUGUCUGACACUGCCGGGGCUGACGCGGCGCCAGCUGGAGGUGUGCAUGCGGAACCCAGACGUAACGGCUUCAGCAAUCCAGGGAAUCCAGAUUGCCAUCCACGAGUGCCAGCACCAGUUCAGAGGGCACCGCUGGAACUGCUCCAGCCUGGAGACUAGGAACAAAAUACCCUAUGACAGCAUAGUCUUUAAAAGAGGUUUUAGAGAGAGUGCCUUUGCGUACGCCAUCGCAGCAGCAGGCGUGGUGCAUGCAGUGGCCAACGCCUGCUCCAUGGGCAAACUGAAGGCAUGCGGCUGCGAUGAGAAGCGACGUGGGGACGAGGAGGCCUUUCGCAUCAAACUACACCGCUUGCAGCUAGAGGCCAUCCACCGGGGGAAGGGUAUGGUACACGGCGUCAUGGAGCACUUUCCCGCCGACCUGCCAGGACCCCAGGACUCCUGGGAGUGGGGCGGCUGCAGCCCUGAUGUGGAAUUCGGAGAGAAGUUCUCGCGGGACUUCCUGGAUGCCCGUGAGACGUACAAAGACAUCCAUGCCCGUAUGAGGCUGCACAACAAUAGAGUUGGGAGACAGGUGGUGCUUGACCACAUGAGAAGGAAAUGCAAGUGCCACGGGACGUCGGGUAGCUGCCAGCUAAAGACCUGCUGGCAAGUCACCCCAGAGUUCCGGGUGGUGGGCUCAAUCCUCAAAGAGCGCUUCCACAUCGCCACGCUUAUCAAGGCUCACAACCGGAACACUGGACAGCUCGACCACUCCCACAACAACAACAACCACCACAACCACCAUAACCAUCACAACCACCACAACCACCACCACCAUCACCACCAUCACCACCACCACACGCAUCGGCGGCGGCCAAGCAUCAACGAGCUGGUCUACUUUGAAAAGUCACCAGAUUUCUGCGAGCGGGACCUGGGGUCGGACUCGGCCGGGACGCAGGGCCGGAUCUGCAACAAGACCAGCCCCGGCAUGGACAACUGUGAGAGUCUGUGCUGCGGGAGAGGCCACAACAUCCUGCAGCAGACGCGGAGCGAACGCUGCAACUGCAAGUUUCACUGGUGCUGCUAUGUGGUCUGCGAAGAGUGCAGGAUAACAGAGUGGGUCAGCGUCUGUAAAUGAAGAAACACACAUCAAAAGACUCAAUAAAGAAAACAAAGAAAAAGACUUUUUUUAAAUCAAGACUAUUAUUUUGAAAGGGGAAUAUGACUGUAAUAUAUAUGCCCUGUACCUUUUUGCGGUGGACUGCUGUUUUCCAGAAGAGCGAGGACAGGGUGUGAAGCAGUUGAGCCAGCAAAGAAAGGUAGAUGUGCUUGUCGGUAAAGAGUGUGCACAUGCAGCAUAUGUCUAAAAGCUGCCAUAACUCAGAGAGCUUGGAUGUUUACUGCCUUCCUCUUGAGACAAAGGAUAACAUAGUUUUAUCAGGUAAAAUAUAUGAAAACUCCAAAUAUGAAAUCUGAGCUCUGAGAACAACAAAUUAUUGUUGUUUCAUCAGCGUAUGUUGACUGACACACAGCUGCAUGAGAUUCAGGUAAGCAAAGAGGAAGGUGAGGGUAAGCAGCAGAUUGCAUGCAGAAAGAAAAUAAUAUUGCUUCAUAGCACCGGUGAUAUAUAAGGUGGAAUGGCCAAUGUCUGCAUCCCAUGAAACCUAAAAAUGGGGGAAGACAUCCAAAAAUCCAGAUGAUACUCUAUACAGUAGUCCCUCCAUAAUCUGUAUGAUAAAUUACAGCAUAAACACAGUUACACAGUACUUGCUAUGCCUCCAUCUUCUACAUACAAAGAGACAAAUAUAGACCUUUUCAUACAUCAGGAUUCACAAUGCACAGGAUUUGACCUAGCACUUGAGGAUUUUGUGCCUUGCUCAAGGGCAGUUUCAGUUUUAGUGAUUUUUAUAGCAGAUAUCAGGUUAUACCGAGAAUACAUCAGGGGUUUGUCUGGCUCAACUGACACUAGAUGUAUCAAUAUCACUAUUUUGUCUGCAUAAGUCAAACCCCGCUACAUCCAUGACAUUGCUCAAUAAAUGCAUUCACAUAUUUUGGUUGGAAAGGCCUGUGGCAAUUAGAAGUUUGCACGAAAGGGGCAAACUUUUAUAAUAAAUGAUGGCCACUGUGGAAAGGAGGCCGUUACAGCCGUGAUGAAUGAGUGGCCGAAGCUAAAGCCAAUCAAAGAACUGAUCUGAAACUGAUCUGAUUACUGGUGCUGCUUCCUGGAAUUCUUCAUAUCACACCCUGACAAAUGAAAUGAAAACAUUUCCUUUCCUCUAAUGGAGGAUGUUGAAGUAAAAUUCACACAAAUCAGCUUUCAACAGAGUAAGAACAAGCACUACUCCCGUAUAAUAUAAGAUUGAUUUUAUGAUACCAUUUGAAAAUCACAAGCCACCCUGACACGAGCUUGUGCAUUUAUUUUCCAACCUCCCUCAAACACAGCACAGAUCCGUUGUCCUGCAUUAAUAUGAUCCAGAAUGCACCAUGUGUGGUCUGUGUCUGUGUGUAGUAUGUAACGUAAGAGGACUGUCAGAGUGCACAGUAUUCCUUAAUUUAACAAAUACAGUUUUCAUCUUCACUAUGAUCUGACCUGCAUUGUAAAUAAAACAUAAUAAUGCUGCACAAACAUCAUCAAUAAAAUGAAAGUGCCUCAGGAAACUGAGUGCACGGGAACAGGCUUCAGUUUCUCACACUAUAAACAUCCUAAAUUGUCAUCAAUCACAGUGUCUCCUGUUUUGUGAUGCAAUGUACUGUGUGUGACACUGUAAGCUUCUUGUAAUAUAACUACACUCACCUUCUUCACAAUUCUUCAAUGUGUACAACAGACAUAUUUUGAUGUCAACUUCAAAGUAUAUAAAUAACUAAGUUGAUAUGAAUUUCUGCCUAUGCACAUUUUAAAGAUCGUAUUUGGUCUCAAGUAACUUGUAUGAGUGAGGCUCCUUAUCAGACAGUGUAAUUUAUUUCAAGCAACUAUGUUUGUGUGUUAAAAGCAGAGGAAAAAAAAUAUCUGGGAUUAUGUUUCCAGUGUAACAGAUUAUUUUGAUUCUGAUAAGUAGUUUGCACAUGCAGAACUGUGUCCAGGAAAACUCUGGGAAAAUAUCAGCAAUAUGCAUUUUUUUCAUGUCAUAAAUGUAAUGUAUGUAUGUAUUUUUAUGUUUUAAUAUGGUUAUUAUCUAAGUUAUUUUAUUUUUGUGGAUAACUUAAUAUUUGUAAGACAACAAAGAAAGACCAUAAUAUUGAAAUGGGGCUUUAAUGUGAUGAAUAAUAAAAUACAUGAAAACAGUGGAUUUGGUAAGAGAAUCGUUUUAUGUAUAUUUUUUCAUAAAUCAGCUGACAUCAGCAGAGUAAUGAUGAUGAAUUCCUGUAUAUGCUACAGUAUAUUUAUGAUACUUGAGAGGUCAUUAGUUUUACAUCCCAUGGGGAAACACUUAUAUUUUAUUUUGUACGAAGGUUGUUUUAUGGAGGUAGAAGAGUAACAGUUUCCUCAGUUUCACCAUAACAGAUUAAAAUCCAGUCCACAAACAUCACAUGCUCUAACAUGCUGCAUUACAGUAGGUACAGAUACAGUAUGCAGUGUUAUAGACAGAGUUAUUCAUGCCCGCCUUGUCAUGUGUGUGUUAAUUGAAUGAAAUACCUCAACACAGAAAAUUACUUUCAAGACUCAUCGGAAAAUUCAA
Messenger RNA from Seriola aureovittata, 4337 nucleotides. It is a transcript of the gene wnt10a, whose product is annotated as wingless-type MMTV integration site family, member 10a. Gene Ontology annotation, biological process: cell fate commitment; canonical Wnt signaling pathway; multicellular organism development. The coding region runs from base 551 to 1798 and encodes 415 amino acids. The transcript has 4 exons. Gene Ontology annotation, molecular function: frizzled binding; cytokine activity. The record is from RefSeq and is a predicted model, not a curated record. Gene Ontology annotation, cellular component: extracellular region. Lineage: Eukaryota; Metazoa; Chordata; Actinopteri; Carangiformes; Carangidae.